GACUCUCCUCACCUCAUUCUGUGAGACGCCGCCGCUCGGCUGGCUCGGCUGAACUAACCCGGAGUGUUUGGACGGUUCUUCACUCUGAGAGCAGAGCUGAAUUCCUCCUUCUCUCUGUCUUUGAGACACUUUAAAGAUGAGCAGUUUAAUGGCCUAUAAGGAGCCCUUCGACAGAAGCAAUCCUGAGCCUGUUGAGGACACAGACACCACCAGCUUUAUGGCGGAAAUUUCCCUGGAGGCCAAUUAUCCCGUCCAAGUCACAGAUCCUCAUGACGCUGUGACACUGCACCUCAGCUCCAUGCCCUCCGGAUACCUGCAGCGCUCCUCGCAGGACAAGAUCAGACAGCCAGUCGAAGAUCUGGAAGACUGCUCUUGCCCUUCAUCUACUUCACCAGACUGCCCCAAACAGCUGCAGCUCCUCCGCAGUCCUUGUGAAAAGUGCUGCUGCCCAGCACCUCCACCAAAGAUCAGUGACCUCAUGAACGACAAAGACCUGCUGGACUUACUGCGCUUGAAGCUGGACCCAAACCACUGCACGGUUAAAAACUGGAAGAACUUUGCGAGCCGUUGGGGAAUGAGCUACGACGAACUCACCCUGCUGGAGCACCGGACCCAGGGCUCCUUGUCUCACAGCCCCACUCAAGAGUUCCUGCUGCGCUACAACCAGAAGACGGUGACCGAGCUCACCGAACUGUGCCGCAUCUAUCAGCGCAUUGACGUGCUGCGGCUGCUUCAAAGCUGGAUAGAGAAGGACUGGCCGUCACGCUGGCAGCAGACUCACUAAUCAGAUGGAAAUGUGGAUUUAUCUGUUGGGUUUUUUCUGUUCAUGUUCAAGAUUUCUUUUACAUUUCUGGAUCCAAGCUUUUGUAGGUAGCUGUUUAGUAAACUUUUGAACAGAAAACCUUUUAAAGAAAGAAAGAUAUCGAGAAGAAACAGCAAUUCUAAAACCUUGAUCAUCAAAGGUAAACAGAUAACCUUAGAAAUAACAUGGAACUUAAAUUUCCCUUUUGUUCUCUAGACAUCUGCAGUGCUGUGAUGUUUCACAUCCAAUGUAAAGAUAAAAACAAACAUGUGAAGCACAUUCAAAGCAUUGUACAGAAGCUCUAUGCAAUGGUGAUAUAAAUAAGGACGGUAAUGGAUGAGCUGCUGACUUGUUCCAUAUCACUUGACUUACGACUGAUUUCUCCUUUCUGUGAAACACGAUUGUUGAAAAUAUUUUUUUUCUCAUUUAA
Molecule: messenger RNA, 1232 nt
Organism: Cyprinodon tularosa
Lineage: Eukaryota; Metazoa; Chordata; Actinopteri; Cyprinodontiformes; Cyprinodontidae
Gene: edaradd
Product: EDAR-associated death domain
Exons: 6
Coding region: 137-784 (215 amino acids)
Biological process (GO): signal transduction
Molecular function (GO): protein binding
Source: RefSeq, a predicted model, not a curated record